UAGGCUCACAGCAUUCACAGCCAUAUUGUUAUUCCCUCACUUCAAAUCCUUACCGAGUUCGAAUCUUACUUUUCUUUUCUUUUUUCUGAUGUUGAUCUGCUACGCUUGUGUACUAGUUUUGUUCACAUCGAGUCAUCAUGGUUGGAAGGCGGAGUAUAGGCAAAAAACUAGACAGCCCGUCGAGGCAACUUGUCUACGACCUUGCCAAAGAUCUCCAAGCUAUACGAUUACAUCACGAGGAUCUGAAAAGGGUCUAUGAAUAUCGAGCCCAUGCCUUGGAGCAAGAGGAGGAUGAAAUCGAUCGCGUUCAUCAGGAUUUCUACUAUGCGGCCAUCGAUAAAACGUACGAUUACUACGACGGACACCGUCGAGAAGCAGAGAUCGUCCUUCAGGAACAUCUACGAGAAGAAGAAGAAAAAGAAAGGAGGAGACAAGAGGAAGAGCGACGGCGUCAAGCAGAAAAAGAACGGCUAGAACGCGAACGAAAGGAACGUGAAGAAGCGGAACGAAAAAAAGCAGAAGAAGCUCGAUGGGAAGCAGAGAGGCUCGCUCGUGAGGAAACAGAGCGCCGUCAAGCUGCUGAAGCGGAAGCCAAGGCCCGCAAAGCUGCCGAAGAGGAAAAGCUUCGCCGCGAACGUGAAGAAGCAGAAGCAAAGGAACGCCAACGGCAGCAGGACUUGCAAAAGGCUGAGGAGGAAGAGAUACGGCGGCAAACACUAGGAGCUGGAGGAGGCAUUAGUCAGGAAGAAGUGAAGGAGCAGGAGCGCUAUCUGGAAUUGCACAAAUAUAUGAAGGAAUUGAGAAGAUUUGUUCUCGCGGAGGGAAAGAAAGAUCCAGCUUUGAAGAGCACAGUCGGAGACCAUCGUCGGGCGAUUACUAAAUGUCUUGGUCAAUUAAGAGAAGGGCAGGGGACGGCUGCAAACAAGGGCCAGGUAACCGAAAUCCGAGACAUACUUCGCAAAUCCCAGGAUAUACCUAUACCCUGUGAUGUCCGUCGAUUCUUUGUGCACGCGCCUGAAGAAAUCACGAAUCUACCCGAAGACAAGGCCAAAGUCUCGGCCGUCUUUGUAUAUCUCCUCAACAUAUUCGUCAAGGCUGUUGUCUCACAGCUCAUCAAUGAAGCAGGCAUCAAGCUUGAAUAUGCAGAACCACUAGGAGUUGUGGUUGCCCAGAUCUUUUCGACGGAGCAAUUCUGUUUUCAAGGGCAUGCCUUUUCUGAUAUCUUUUGGGCCAAAUAUCGAGCGUCCUGUCCUGCACUGUGGGGAUUUUACGGAGACGAAAAGACCGUCGCUGGAAAAGAGGCAUUGGGUUGGAAGCGAGUGGAACCCGGGGGCCCCUUCUUGCAAGAAAUCGAUCAUCGUCAACGGAUGGUUGGGUUAGGUGGUGGCUUUGCAGCAGUGACGUUGCGCAACUUUGGAAAGACGAAUCGAAAAAACCCGUUUCCCAACUAUCUGUUUUGGAGAGCGGUAGCCAAACUGGUCUCAAUACCACCAGGUAAACUGCAAGAAACCCAUUUCUAUAUUCUAUAUGCCAUGUUACGUUUCUCCGCGGACCGCAUCAUUGGCUUCUGGGGUCAUGCAGGACUGGGUCUACUUCGGAAUGCUAUCGUCGAUCUGCCUAAUCGUGCCAUUAACAAGCAAGGCGGUGCAAUUGGCCAAUUGAAGGUUCUCAGGGGAUUGUAUUCAACCGAGAAGAGCAUUCUUAUUUGAGGUUUUUUUUGGGCUGGCGUUGACGAUACGGUGUCAUAUACUGUAUCGUAUCGGGUUCGGAUUCGGGCUCGGAUUCAGGUUCGGGUUCGCGGUUUUAGAGUUGAUAAGUAUGUUGAUGUCGAUGUCGAUAUCGUUUUCCCUAUCUUGUACCCUCUGGGUUGUAAUUUUGAGAAAAAAAAAAGAGCCAAUCUCUAGCAUGAUUGCCACUCAUUCAACAAAAGCAGACAUCCAUUCGUCGGAUGAUCAGAUGUAGAAGUGCCAUAUCUCGGAACAAUUCCAAAUCUUCAAAUCUCC
Molecule: messenger RNA, 2003 nt
Organism: Talaromyces stipitatus ATCC 10500
Lineage: Eukaryota; Fungi; Ascomycota; Eurotiomycetes; Eurotiales; Trichocomaceae
Product: RNA export mediator Gle1, putative
Exons: 2
Coding region: 138-1709 (523 amino acids)
Biological process (GO): regulation of translational termination; regulation of translational initiation; poly(A)+ mRNA export from nucleus
Cellular component (GO): nuclear pore; cytoplasm; nuclear pore cytoplasmic filaments
Molecular function (GO): translation initiation factor binding; phospholipid binding; inositol hexakisphosphate binding
Source: RefSeq, a predicted model, not a curated record